Molecule: messenger RNA, 4693 nt
Organism: Notolabrus celidotus (New Zealand spotty)
Lineage: Eukaryota; Metazoa; Chordata; Actinopteri; Labriformes; Labridae
Gene: mlh3
Product: mutL homolog 3 (E. coli)
Exons: 11
Coding region: 320-3787 (1155 amino acids)
Biological process (GO): mismatch repair
Cellular component (GO): mismatch repair complex
Molecular function (GO): ATP binding; protein binding; ATP hydrolysis activity
Source: RefSeq, a predicted model, not a curated record
CGUUGGUCCUUCGCACCAGCAGGGGGCGCUGUCCGCUUUGGCUGCUUUCUGUUCCGGUUAUCUCUUGUUGUCUCACGUUGACUGUAAACAACAGAGAAGUCGAAUUUUUGCAUUUUGUUUCAUUUGACCCUUUAUUUUCCCACUGUAACAAGGCUUUGGUAUGUUUUUAAAAGUCUCUACAUGUUUGAACUCGUGUUAUUAGAAAAAGUUAAGCUAACGUCAACAGAAUUAAGCUAACAACGGCCAUUUUUUAACUCUAUGUCUAACUUAAAACUACUUCACAAGGACUGUAACACGUUGAAGAUAUUCACUGCAUUAAAUGGACACCAUGAUUAAGUGUUUGCCUUUAGAGGUUCAAGGGAAGCUUCGCUCUGGUGUCGCUAUCCCGUCCCUGCAGCAGUGUGUGGAUGAGCUGAUACUAAACAGCAUUGAUGCAGAGGCGACCUGUGUUGGGGUCAGGAUGGACAUGGACGCUUUCAAAAUUCAGGUGAUCGAUAAUGGUGCAGGGAUAAACGGCGAGGAUAUGGUGAAUCUGGGGAACAGAUACUACACAAGCAAAUGCAGCUCUAUGGAGGACCUGGAGAACCUCAGGUGGUAUGGUUUCAGAGGGGAAGCCCUGGCAAGUCUAGUGUCUCUAGCUACUCUUGUUGAAAUCUCCUCCAGGACAAGAUCAUCAGUGAAAACUCACAUCAAACUUUUCAAGGAUGGUAAGGGGAUGGAUGUGUUUGAAGCUGAAAACACUCGACCUUCUGCAGGGACAUCUGUCAUCAUUUGUAGCUUCUUCCACAAUAUGCCAGUCCGGAGGAAGAGGAUGGAUGCUGUCCUGGAGGGUGAGAGGAUCAGACACAGAGUGGAGGCUAUUUCACUGAUGCACCCUUCUGUGUCUUUCACCAUGAAAAAUGACUGCACAGGAGCCAUGAUGGUGCAGCUUCCUAAAGCUAAAACUACCUACCACAGGUUUGUUCAGAUGCAUGGCCUCGGGAGAGCACAGAAACUUAGAGAAAUCAGCCACACGCAUGCACAGUUCGAAGUGAUCGGCCACAUCGGCAGAGAAGGCCACUACAACAACAGCUUGCAGUACUUGUAUGUAAAUGAACGUCUGCUCCUGAAAACACGGAUACACAAGCUGCUGAACUUUCUCCUACGCAGACUGAACAGCUCAAGUCAGAAAAAUGACAGUCCAGAUGGGCAGUCUGCCAUCAGGAGCCCAAAGCACAAACGAAGCCAAGAGCAGCAUGGAGUAUACAUCAUCAAUAUUAAAUGCUCUUACUCAGAGUAUGACAUAUGUCUUGAGCCUGCCAAAACUCUAAUAGAGUUCAGAGAUUGGGACGGCAUUUUGCUCUGUAUAGAAGAGGCAGUGAAAGCUUUUCUUAGCAAGGAGAACUUGGUGGCUGAACUUUCUCAAGAUGACUUGGACUAUUUAUCUCCCAAAUUGUUUGGCACAACCAAUACAGACCAUGGAUUGCAUGACAGUCGCCAAGAAACUAGCUGUGCUUCCACACUGGAAUGUAAUAUUGGAAUAACACUAGCGUCUAAUCCUGUUCAUCGUAAGCGCAGAGAUGAAAAUGUAUCUGAGGACAGAUUUUGUCAGGAGUCUGGUACAAUGGAGGACGAAGAAGAGACUGAACAACAAGGGCAGGGAAAGAUCACUACAGAAGAGUUGGAAAAGAUCAAAUCUAACAGUAACAAAGAAUGUAGGAGUGCGCCACCAUGUGAUGUGGAUAUGCUAGAACCUGAAUCUGAGAGUGAAACUUUCAGUGAAGCUGUGGAAGGCGCUCAAGUUUCAUGUACAUCAAAUGAUGUCAGACAGCUAGAAACGAAAAGGCAACAUAGAGAGAUACAACCAAGCAAUUCUACGUUAACUGACAAUUUAACUGUACAACAUAGCAUAACUCAACACAAUAAACCUGCUUCAAACAGCACUGAACAAAUAUUACCAGACUCCAAGUGUACAGGAGCUCAUGGACUGGCUUCAAAAAGUAACAGAAAGAUAAGCAUAUGUGAUCCUUUCAUUCAUGAAAGUCUGCAGACUCAGGCUCCACCGAUAAACUACAAGUCACUAUUUCAGCAAAGUUCACUGAGGAAAUGUGAAGAUAGAUCCUUAGUGUCAAAACGCAAAAUCUCACUGGAUGCAGGUCAUGACAGAUCUUUUCAGCAACAAUGCAGAGACUUAGUUCCCAUCAUUCCCACAAAGAUUCCUAGAAUUGUAAAAGAUCAGAAGUUAUCUUUACGUAAGGAGUUUGGGUCCCUGGAGAAGUUCAGAAGAGUGUAUGGUAAACCAUCUGAGCUGGAAAAAACGUCUCAGGAGACUCGGCUAGAGGAUGAUGCCACACUUUCAGAGACAAACAGCUGUGUUCUCAACCCCCAGAUUUUUUUGGUUUCCCAGAAAGAUAAGCAAGAUGAUGAAGUACCACCAGCGCCCUCAGCUUUCACCAAGUUAAAACCCGUAUCAGAAGAGCAUAAAAGCAAAACAUCUUUGGCUGCUAAACUCUGCAAAUUAAAACAACACAGGACUGAUCAUACGAAAGCAUUACCAACCCUGCCCAGCACUGCCUCACAGGGGGAUAAUAAAAGCAUCCAAGGCAGUGAUGACACUGAGAAUCACUGUGAUAAUGCACCAGACUCUGAGCCAGCCCCAAGUUGCAGUACAGAUCCUCAUCUGGCUGAGAGAGAGGAGGCGGCAACAUCUGGAGACUGGCUUCAUCACUACGACACAUCGGUGGGAAAGACCGUUUACGUCAACAAAGUGACCGGGCUCAGCCGAUACGAGGACCCACAUGGUGAAGAAACACAAGUGAGCUGCACAUCUGAUGUCGCCAAUAUGGCCAUUAGUGUGAUCUCUGAAAUGGACGAGAGUGGGGAGAACUCCAACUCACUGACCUCACUGUACUCAAAAUGGAAUAAUCCUGUGUUUGUCCGACCUCCUGCGGUUGGAGUGGACAUAUCUAGCGGGCAAGCUGAUGGACUGGCUGUCAAAGUCCACAACAUUCUGUUUCCAUACCGGUUUUCUAAAGACAUGAUUCUCUCAAUGAAGGUUAUUCACCAAGUGGAUAAGAAGUUUCUUGCAUGUCUUAUCAAUACAAGAGAAGAAAAGCCAUCAACACCUCAAACUGAAACUGAAGGAAACCUUCUGGUGUUGGUUGACCAACAUGCUGCACAUGAGAGAGUUCGACUUGAAAAUCUAGUUGCAGAUUCCUAUGAGGAUGAUCCAGAUGCACCAGGAGAGAGACGUCUGUGUUCAUCUAUCAUUUUGCCUCCUCUUGAGAUCGGUGUAACAGAAGAGGAGCUGAGGCUUCUCAGGUCCUGUCAGACACAUUUGCAGACUUUGGGCCUGGGAGUGGCGUUCUCAGAUGCAGCAGAUCCACAAGUUUUAGUCGGCAAGGUACCUCUGUGCUUCAUGGAAAAGGAGAGUAAUGAGCUCAGGCGAGGGAGACCAUCUGUAAUCAAGCCUAUUGUGGAGGAGUAUCUUCGAGAGCAGAUUGAGUUGCUUUGCUCAACAGGUAGAGUCAAAAGGACUCUGCCUCUCACUGUGCUGAAGGUGUUAGCCUCCUUAGCAUGCCAUGGAGCCAUCAAAUUCAAUGACAGCCUAUGCAGAGAUGAAUGCUGCAGCUUGGUGGCAUCCUUGUCCUCCUGCCAGCUGCCCUUUCAGUGCGCCCAUGGGCGUCCAUCCAUCGCUCCUUUGGUAGACAUCCUCCACUUGGACAAAGAGCAGAAGGAGAUACAGAAACCCAACCUGCGGAAGCUGAGAAGAAUGUAUAAAGCAUGGCAACUUUAUGGAGAUGGAUAAGUGGGUAUAUAUUUUAUGCAGUUCAUUAUGAAUUGCUUCUGAAAAACUUUUCAUAUUAAAUGGCUCCAAACAUAAGCCUUUUUAAGGAUUUUUGCAAACCUUUUGUUUCUUCUCAGAUAAAUCAUAAAUUCAAAAUGAAGUAAGAGUUAUGAUCAUUGCCUGACAUGGAAAACAUUUUAUUUAUUAGUUCGCAAAACAAAAUAACCAUUGAUGAAAUAUAAUGCAUCAUCAGAUAUGAAGAUGAUAAACAGUUCCAUAGUAUUGACCAUAUCAAUGUUUCAAAAGUUGCUAUAGAAGCUUUAUUCAUCAGGUUUUACUUGAUAAUUAUAUUCACUCAAUCAGCCUCAUUGUUUUGAAUACAUGCACUCAGACAGCAGAUGAUUGAAGAGCAGCUCUCAUCAUUGGUGGAAGUUAUGAAGGAAGGAAUAUAGCAGUAAAAUCAUUAAACCUCACAAGCAUACAGACUCCUAAUACCACCAACAAGGAGUGAUUGGUGUAAAAAAAAAGUAUCACUGUCCAUUUGUCACAUGUGUCUCUCACUUUUUGAGAUGAUGAGGUAAUCUGAAAGAGCUCCGCUAGGUACUUAAGAUUUUCUCAGUGCACCUUGAGGGUCAGUUCUUCUACUUCCUCAAUCUGAAAGAGGCUGCUCGAGUAACAUGACUUAUCACUCUUUAGAUUUUGUGAACUCUGCCUCAUCUCUUUUUUUUCACUGCUGCCAUGAAUAUCAUCAGACAAAGCUGUUUGGAUAAAUACUCUUACCUGAUGAUGAUUAUUCACUAUAAACACAGUCCUUUACCAUCAUAUCAUAUUACAUGUUCAGUUUGGCUGGUUGGUCCGUCAACAUCAUCACCUCACUGACUUACUGAACAUCAGCUGAAAGCAGAAAUUAAACUAGCUUGGACUAAA